This is a messenger RNA of Lactuca saligna, 462 nucleotides long. Lineage: Eukaryota; Viridiplantae; Streptophyta; Magnoliopsida; Asterales; Asteraceae. The record is from the annotation of a GenBank genome assembly.
AUGGCUUACUGUAUCAGAGAUACCUCUAUUCACACAACCUACCAAAAGCACCACCACCUUCAAGACCCCCCCUUUCCAAUACCAAGUCAUACUUCAAAAUUCAAACGAGGGUAUUUUGGUAAAUACACUCAAAGCCAUAACCCAUUCCAAGCAUCUCCAUUGGAUGAGUUUGAGAAUUUUUCCAUGAGUAGAAGUGGAACACCAGAUAAUGGUGUGGACCAUCUUAAUGGUGAAGAAAUGGAUUCAAAAUCAGCUACUGCUGCAAUGAAAGUUGCCAUGGACAGAGCCGAAGCUAAAUUCAGGCACGCAAAGGAAGUAAGGGAAAGAGAACAUGCAAAAUCUUAUAGAAACAAAGGAUAUUCUGAAAGGGCUGAUGUUCAAAGAGCACAAGAUGAGGCAUGUGAUCGGGCAACUAUUGAUGCAAAGGGAAGGGCAAAACGGGCAGCUGGGGCACGUCGAUGA